This is a messenger RNA of Ochotona princeps (American pika), 7042 nucleotides long. It is a transcript of the gene BCOR, whose product is annotated as BCL6 corepressor. Gene Ontology annotation, biological process: negative regulation of transcription by RNA polymerase II. The record is from RefSeq and is a predicted model, not a curated record. Gene Ontology annotation, cellular component: nucleus. NCBI's taxonomy places the organism in Eukaryota, Metazoa, Chordata, Mammalia, Lagomorpha, Ochotonidae. Gene Ontology annotation, molecular function: transcription corepressor activity; protein binding. The coding region runs from base 835 to 6132 and encodes 1765 amino acids. The transcript has 15 exons.
GAGGGGGGGACGCGUUGGGAUCACGGCGUGCGGCGGCAGACGGAGCCCGGGCUCCCAGCGGCAAGGUGAGGCAGGGCUGCGCUCCUCGCUGAACGCGGGCAGAGCUCGGCGGCUGCGGGGGAGCCGGAGCCGAGACCCACGAUCGAGAGCGGGAGCGAAAGCGGGAGGCGGCGGAGGGGGAGCCCGUGAGCCGCCAGGCGGAGAGCCCAAGCCGCGCUGUCGCCGCGCAGGGACGACUUGGCCAACACACACACACUCACACACAUCCAGCCCGAGCGGGCGCUCGCGGCGAACCGACAACAUGGCGCUGGGGCUCCUGCCCGAGCGCGGGCGGCAGCGGCGGCGCGGGAGCUGCUGCUGAAGCCCCGGCUGAGCCCAGUCCAGCUGCGGGAGCCUUAAAGGAUCGCGCGGGGCUGUCGCCACCUGCCCGGAGGCUCGGAGUCCGCCCCGCCCCGCCCCGCCCCCACCCGGCCCUGAGCCCACCCCUCGGCGGGGCCGACCCCGAGGGCAAGCCGGCUGGCAGCAGACGGCGAGGGAAGCGAGCGAGCGCGGUGCUGAGAGCGGGCUGCGGGCAGCCGGGGACGGCAAACUUUGCUGAUCGCCGCGCUUCCCCAGCCCGGCUCCUUCUUCGCUCGUUACCGUCGCCCCCCACAACCUCCGAACCCCGCACACUUCUCCCUCACCCGCUCCACCUCCCAGCCUCGACUCCGCUGGGUGGGGGGCAGUGCGGAAACUUCAAAGCGCCGGAUCACAGGCUCCUUGACUACUCCUCGACUGGGAAUUUCAGACUAGACGCUUAACACUUAACGCAAACCUGUUCUCCAAGAAGACGACAUGCUCUCAGCAACCCCCCUGUAUGGGAACGUUCACAGCUGGAUGAGUAGCGAGAGGGUCCGCAUGUGCGGGACCAGUGAAGACAGGAAAAUUCCUGUGAAUGAUGGUGACACUUCAAAAGGCAGAUUGGAACUGAGGGAAGAGAAUCCCUUGAACCACAACGUGGUGGAUGCAAGUCCCGCCCAUCGCAUCGAUGGCCUGGCUGCACUGAGCAUGGACCGUGCCGGCCUGCUCCGGGAAGGGCUCCGAAUGCCCGGGAACAUUGUUUAUUCGAGCUUGUGUGGACUGGGCUCAGACAAGGGCCGGGAGGCUGCCACAAGCUCCUUAGGUGGCCUGGCUUUCUCUUCAGAAAGGAACCCAGAAAUGCAAUUCAAACCCAACACGCCCGAGACCGUGGAGGCUGCUGCAGCCGCCGCCGCUGCUGCUGCUGCUGCCGCUGCUGCUGCCGCUGCAGCCGGGAAGCCCCCCAAUGGCUUUAGUGCUAUAUAUAAAACGCCAUCUGGGAUCCAAAAAAGUGCUGUCGCCAGCGCAGAGACGCUAGGCUUGGAUAGGCCUGCCAGCGACAAACAGAGCCCACUCAACAUCAAUGGUGCUAGUUACCUGCGGCUGCCCUGGGUCAAUCCUUACAUGGAGGGGGCCACGCCAGCCAUCUACCCUUUCCUUGAUUCGCCAAAUAAGUAUUCACUGAACAUGUACAAGGCCUUGCUACCUCAGCAGUCCUACAGCCUGGCCCAGCCACUGUAUUCUCCAGUCUGCACCAAUGGGGAGCGCUUCCUCUACCUGCCCCCACCGCACUACGUCAGCCCCCACAUCCCAUCAUCUCUAGCUUCACCCAUGAGGCUGUCCACUCCUUCAGCCUCCCCGGCCAUCCCACCGCUGGUCCACUGCGCAGACAAAAGCCUCUCCUGGAAGAUGGGAGUCAGCCCAGGGAACCCGGUUGAUUCCCACACCUACCCCCACAUCCAGAACAGCAAGCAGCCCAGAGUCCCCUCCACCAAGGCCGUGAGCAGCGGCCUGCCAGGGGACACGGCCCUGCUGCUGCCGCCGUCGCCUCGGCCCUCGCCCCGCCUCCAUUUGCCCACACAGCCGGCCGCAGACACCUAUUCUGAAUUCCACAAGCAUUACAGCAGGAUCUCCACCUCGCCAUCAGUCACCCUGUCGAAGCCAUACAUAACAGUCAGCGGUGAGUUUCCCACGGCCAGGCUGUCCAACGGCAAGUAUCCCAAGGCCCCGGAAGGGAGCGAGGGUGCCCAGUCGGUGCCCGGGCACCCCCGGAAGACUACGGUUCAAGACAGAAAAGAUGGCGCUUCACCUCCCCUGCUGGAGAAGCAGCCCGUUACCAAAGAUGUCACUGACAAGCCGCUGGACUUGUCUGCUAAAGUGGUGGACGUAGACGCCUCCAAAGCAGACCACAUGAAAAAGAUGGCACCCACGGUGCUGGUCCACAGCAGGGCUGGAAGUGGCUUAGUACUGGCCGGAAGUGAGAUUCCGAAAGAAAGUUUGUCUCCUCCAGGAAGCGGCUGUGCUCUGUAUAGAUCAGAGAUCAUCAGCACGGCCCCCUCAUCCUGGGUGGUGCCUGGGCCAAGUCCUAAUGAGGAGGACAGCAGCAAAAGUGUUAGCCUGAAGAAUAAGACCUUGGACUGGGCCUUACCGCAGCAGCGGAGUUCCUCCUGCCCCCGCAUGGGGGGCACCGAGGCUGUGAUUGCUACCGUUUCGGGGUCCAUGUCAAGUGGGGGCCGCCCGGCCUCAGCAUCACCAGCCCCCAAUGCCAAUACUGACAGCACCAAGACUAGUAGGAGCUCCGUGGACACCACGCCAUCCGUCAUUCAGCAUGUUGGCCAACCCCCAACCACACCUGCCAAGCACAGUGGCAGCGCCAGCAGCAAGGGCACCAAAGCUAGUAAUCCGGAACCACCAAGUUCAAUAUUCCUCUCUCCCAAUGAGGCAUUCAGGUCCCCUCCGAUUCCCUAUCCCAGGAGUUACCUCCCUUAUCCAGCCCCUGAAGGGAUUGCCAUCAGUCCACUCUCCUUGCACGGCAAAGGACCUGUGUACCCUCACCCGGUUUUGCUGCCCAAUGGCAGUCUUUUUCCUGGGCACCUUGCCCCAAAGCCUGGACUGCCCUACGGACUGCCCACUGGCCGGCCGGAGUUUGUGACUUACCAAGACGCCCUGGGGCUGGGCAUGGUGCAUCCCAUGUUGAUACCGCACACACCCAUAGAGAUCGCGAAAGAAGAAAAACCCGAGAGGCGAUCACGCUCCCACGAGAGAGCCCGCUACGAGGAGCCCAGCGGCCGCAGUCGCUUUUCAGACAUGUUGGAGGCCAGUGGCACCAAGCUUCACCCUGAGCUUCCUGGUGACAAAACCAUGAAGGCCAACCCCAGCUGGAACCCAGGAAAGACCGUAGUCAAGAGCGACAAGCUCGUCUAUGUGGACCUGCUGCGAGAAGAGUCCGAAGCAAAAGCUGAGCCCAACGCGGCCAAGGCCAGCUUUGCCGCAGACGGGGCAGGUCAGAGUGUGGAGGCCGCCAAGCCCCCGGCGGAGCCCGCUCUGCAGCCACUCCGGGACUUCAUCACCCUGCGAGAGGACUUGGGGAGGAUGGGCGAUUUCCAUGACACUUAUGCCUUCAAGCAGGCGCCGGGCCAACCCGUGUUCAGCCUAAAUAAGGACACCAGCCCAGCCAGCACCAACAAAGAAAACCUCGGGAUGCCAGCGGCCACGCCCUUCCUGGAGCCCACCUUGGGGGGUGAUGGCCCUACUACAGUGGCUUUUGGUAAAAGCCAAGAGGAUCCCAAACCCUUUUGUGUGGGCAGCACCCCUCCAAGUAUGGAUGUCACCCCCAACUAUACCAAAGAUGGAGCAGAGGAAACAGAGCCGACCGACGGCAAAGUUCUGAAACCGAAGCCAUCCAAGCUGGCCAAGAGGAUCGCCAACUCGGCGGGUUACGUGGGUGACCGGUUCAAGUGCGUCACCACCGAACUGUACGCUGACUCCAGUCAGCUCAGCCGGGAGCAGCGAGCUCUGCAGAUGGAAGGAUUACAAGAGGACAGUAUUUUAUGUCUACCCGCUGCUUACUGUGAGCGUGCAAUGAUGCGCUUCUCAGAAUUGGAGAUGAAAGAACGAGAAUGUGGCCACCCAGCUACCAAAGACACCGAGGUGUGCAAAUUCGGCCCUGCCGACUGGGACAAGUUGAAAGGAAAUCAGGACAAAAAGCCAAAGUCGGUCACCCUGGAGGAGGCCAGUGCUAACCAGAAUGACAACGAGAGAUGCGACUUCAGUGCAGCAAACAAGCAUGAGCCCUUUGAAGGCUCAGAGGACAAAGACCUUCCUGUGGAGAAGUACUUUGCCGAGAGGCCACCUGGCAGUGAGCCGCCUGCACACCAGGCGGCCACUGACCUGCCGCACAGCCCCACUGUCCGCUUGGACAGGAAACGCAAAGCCUCGGGUGACAGCAGCCACCCCGACACUGCCGCCGAGGAGCUGCCAGAGGACCCCGCGCUCAAGGCCAAGCGCAGACGGCUUUCCAAAGAUGACUGGCCUGAGAGGGAAAUGACAAACAGUUCCUCUAACCACUUAGAAGACCCACAUUGUAGUGAGCUGACCAACCUGAAGGUGUGUAUUGAAUUAACAGGGCUCCAUCCUAAAAAACAGCGCCACUUGCUGCACCUCAGAGAGCGGUGGGAGCAGCAGGUGUCGGCCGCAGAGAGUAAGUGUGCCCGGCAAGGCAGAAAGGAAGUGGCCCAGGCACUUCCGUCUGAAGUCACCAUCCAGGGAAAUAACCUCAGCGAAGAGAAAGCCAGCAGGAAAAGGACCGAGGCCAAAGGCAACAGAAGUUGGUCCGAAGAGUCCCUUAAAUCCAGCGACAACGAGCAAGGCUUGCCUGUGUUCUCCGGCUCUCCGCCCAGGCCGAGCCUGUCAUCCACCCAUGUGAGCGGGAAGAAGCAGAGUCAGCCAAACUGCGCGCCGGCCCCAAGGCUGCCUGCCAAACAACCGAGAAUUAAAGAAAGCCCGAAGACAGAUGCGCUGUGCACCGACGAAGAGGACGACUGCUCGGCGGCCUCUCUACUCCAAAAGUACCCGGAGCACAGCGAGAAGCCGGCGGGCAAGAGGCUGUGCAAAACGAAACACCUUAUACCUCAGGAGCCCAGGCGCAGCUUGCCGCUGCCAGGGGACUACUAUGUGGACAAUGCCGACGGCAAGAUGACCGUGCGCAGAGUCCGAAAGCGACCUGAGCCCAGCCCGGACUACGAUGCGUCCCCGCCAGCCAAGCAGGAACCCAAGCCCUUCGACCGCCUGCAACAACUGCUGCCAGCCCCGCAGGCCCCACCGCAGCUGCCCCGCUCAAGUUCUCCUCAGGAGACCACCCAGUCGCGCCCGAUGCCACCAGAAGCACGGAGACUUAUCGUCAAUAAGAAUGCCGGCGAGACCCUCCUACAGCGGGCUGCCCGGCUGGGCUACGAGGAAGUCGUCUUGUACUGCUUGGAAAACAAGAUCUGUGAUGUCAAUCAUCGAGACAACGCAGGCUACUGUGCCCUGCACGAGGCCUGUGCCAGGGGGUGGCUCAACAUCGUGCGGCACCUCCUGGAAUAUGGCGCUGAUGUCAACUGCAGUGCUCAGGACGGAACCAGGCCUCUGCACGACGCCGUGGAGAACGAUCACUUGGAAAUUGUCCGCCUGCUGCUUUCCUAUGGUGCUGACCCUACCCUUGCCACGUACUCAGGGAGAACCAUCAUGAAAAUGACCCACAGCGAACUGAUGGAAAAAUUCUUAACAGAUUACUUAAAUGACCUACAAGGUCGCAGUGACGAUGACUCCAAUGGCUCCUGGGAGUUCUAUGGCAGCUCUGUAUGUGAACCCGAUGAUGAGAGUGGCUAUGAUGUGUUAGCAAACCCCCCAGGACCAGAAGACCAGGAUGAGGAUGAUGAUGCCUACAGCGAUGUGUUUGAAUUUGAAUUUUCAGACAGCCCCCUCUUACCGUGUUACAAUGUUCAAGUGUCCGUCGCUCAGGGGCCACGAAAUUGGCUACUGCUGUCAGAUGUACUGAAGAAAUUGAAGAUGUCCUCACGCAUCUUCCGCUGCAACUUUCCCAAUGUGGAGAUUGUCACCAUUGCCGAGGCAGAGCUCUACCGGCAGGUCUCCACAAGCCUUUUAUUCUCUUGUCCCAAAGACCUGGAAGCCUUCAACCCGGAGAGCAAAGAACUGCUUGAUCUGGUGGAAUUCACCAGUGACCUGCAGACUCUGUUGGGCUCCACCAUAGAGUGGCUGCACCCCAGUGAAGGCAUGUCGGAAGCCAGCUGGUGAGCUUGGCUGCUCCUCGGCGGAUGGCGGACAGUGUGUUCUGUGGGAAUCCUUGUGCAUAUGUGUCAUAGUACAGCUAUUUCUGUAAAGAAAGGACACUAUUACAUAGGAAAAUAUCUCUUCUUUAUAUAAGAGAAAGUGCUCCAGUCAGAAGAACUUCGAAAUCUGUUGUUUUCUUUUGAAACUUUUAAGUCAGUUUUUAUAAAGUUGUUAUAUAAUGUUUCUUUUACUUUUGGAUGCACACAUGCUUUGGAAUUGGGAUAGAUUUGUUUUUACUUGGAACAUUUGUUUCUUUUUUUUUUUUCUUUACUUUUUUUUUUUUAAAGGAGAAGCAGACAUGAGGAAAAGGAGCUUCACAUUUUGACUUAAUUUCAUUAAAAGUUCUGAUGCCAGAGGUUCUAAGUAUGUAAUGUGUGGUCUGAAUUGUGUGGUUGGUUUUGGGGAGCGAAUUUGGUGAAGGCACUUGGUGGUGUUGUAUCUUUAUGUUUUGUUUACAGAGUACCUGCUUGGGCCAGGUAAAUGCUAUUGGAUGUAAUCCAAUAGUGUGUAAUAUAAAUUCAAACCAUAUCCACACACAACAACUAAUUGUAUGAAACUUUUAUAUCCUAAUUUAAAAGCUGUGAAAUUAGUUUUCACGCAUCAAACCGGAUUGUUUAUAUGUUUAAACAUUUUAUGCUCUUAUUUAAAGAAGACUUUGAGCUAUUUUUUUCUGUACCCUGUAAAAUAUUGAAAACUAACAUAAUAUGUUGAGGUUGCUUGAAAAAUGUACAUAAAACUAAAAUUUUCUGAAUUGUGUGUUUAUGUUUGAAAUCUGUGUUUUAACUUUGUAAGUAAAUUCUCUGCCUUUGUAUUUAUAUUUUACAAAAAUUUUCUUAAAAGGCAAUAAACCUGUUGAGGAAAGGAGAAAACCGAA